CGAAGAAGAAGGAGGGGACAUGCGCAUCACUGCGGGCUGCAGGGAGAACUUCAUGGAGCUUGGUUUAGUGUGAACCACAGACUGCGUUAGCUAAAGGCCAUUCGUUUAAAGUUUUUCUUGAGAAGGGAUUUAUUGACAUUACAUUUAAAAUGUCGAACGCUGCCUGGUCAGAAAAAAUACUCCAACUCCUCCGCCGAAUGAAUAACUUUUAUUCACCAGGCUCCUGUCUUUCCAGCUGUUUUAGGUUUGAGAUAGACGGAGCGCAGGUCGGGUGGAUUCCUCCUCACGUAGCUUCGCUGUUGACCCGGUAUCAGGAGGUGUUCAGUCCGCCACACGGUGGCGCAGUGUCACUGCGUCAGAGUCUGGACUCACACGGGAGGAGAUCUGAGGCUGUGGACUCUGUGCUGCAGGCUCUCAGGCAGGAGGACUCCCUGCCCUGCCUUAAAGGAUGGAGAGAUGAGAAAUACAGUGUGAUGCCAAAAUUCUCAGACCCUCCUUUGAUGUGGAUGGAAAGAGCAGCUACGAGUCUGUUUGGGGUGAAGCGGUAUGGAGUCCAUAUCAAUGGUUACACUGUCAGUGACAGUGGGGAGGUCAGCAUGUGGCUGGCUCGACGCUCCCCAACUAAACAGACGUACCCCGGACUGCUGGAUAAUGUGGCAGCAGGUGGUCUGGCUGCUGGUGUUGGCAUCAAACACACUGUGGUAAAAGAGUGUGAGGAGGAAGCAUGUAUCCCAGCAUACAUUGCUGAAGCGGCUCAUCCUGUAACCACAGUAAGCUACACCUACGAGGAUGAAGAGGGCGUGUUCCCAGAGUGUCAGUUUGUCUUUGAUUUGAAGCUUCCUCUGGAGUUCAGGCCCAGAGUAGGAGAUGGAGAGGUGCAAGACUUCUACCUCCUGCCGAUGGAUAAGGUGAAGGAGCUGCUGGCCACCGAUGACUUCAAACCCAACUCUGCCAUGGUGGUCUUGGACUUCCUCAUUAGACACUCAUUUAUUGAGCCUGACACAGAGCCACGCUACCAGGAAUUUGUGGCAGGACUCCAUCACACAUUAUAGGGUGACGUUGAGCCUGUUGUCAGAGGCCACAUGCUGUGUUUACAUGAUUGACAUUUAACGCAGCAAAUCGCCUCACAGAAGCCAACCAAGAAGUGUUGUGUUCCCAGCCUUUGCUUUGAGAGAAUAUCCAUCUGGAAGUGACUGAGCCUGCGCUGAGAAGACUGGUCCACAUGAUGCUGAGUGAUGGAUCUGGGACGGACUUUUACCAGGGUGAUCUUGUCAGCUGCUAAGGUCUUUCCAGGCUGGCUGUGCAGAGACACAGCAGACUGUCUGAAGAAGUGUGAGUAAAUAAACUCACAAUACUGAAAUAUACAUCAUGUUAAAAUAUGAAGCAGUCUAAUGUACAGAUGCAGAACUCCUGUAUAACUGUAUAUGUCAACAACAUGAACUUAUAAACACCCGAUCACUUCGGUGUUGAGUAUUCAUUUACUUUGUACUAAUUAAAGUGGCAGAGAUAUGAGGACAGAGGAAUGCUCACCCCAUGUGUUACGACUGUAACUCAUCAGUGAGCAGGUCUGCUGUCUGUGCUGUGUUCAGCUGCUGUGCUGAAAUACAACGGGCCUCCACAGAGUUUAAGAGGGGGAAGUGUGUGAGCACUGACACAGUGGCGGGGUUUGGUCAUUCUGUUACAGUUUAUUUCCUGUAGAAUACAUUAAAAAAGACAACUGGAGAAAUGUGAGGAUACAUUUGUAUACAAAAGAAUAGUCCUCUUACAAAUAACCAAUCCUCUUGGAGUUGCUUGCAUUUUUUUUUUUUUUUUUUGUAUUUCAUAAUCUGACAUCAUUUUUUUUUUUCAAAGUGUAUAACACACUGACCAUUUGUUUGAAGUUGUGUGCAAAUAAUA
Molecule: messenger RNA, 1896 nt
Organism: Toxotes jaculatrix (banded archerfish)
Lineage: Eukaryota; Metazoa; Chordata; Actinopteri; Toxotidae
Gene: tpk2
Product: thiamin pyrophosphokinase 2
Exons: 8
Coding region: 150-1052 (300 amino acids)
Molecular function (GO): 8-oxo-dGDP phosphatase activity
Source: RefSeq, a predicted model, not a curated record